GAACCGGAAGUGUAAGCACUCCAGCUUCUUUUAGGCCAGGCGGAACCUGCUCGGUUGGGCCCGGUGGCUGCAAAAGAACUUUCUCCCGCCCCAACGGUCCCCGCGGCCAACUGCCUCGCCCGCCUGGCAGCCUCCCCCGCCUUCUCUUCUUCUUCCCUCUGGCACCGCGCGGCCCUGUCUCCUUCUCGCCCGGCAGUAUCCGCUUGCUCCUGCCACCACCUCCUCGUCUCCUGCCCGGCCAGGCGGCCCGCCCCGCUGCAGUGAUGUGCGACAAGGAGUUCAUGUGGGCCCUGAAAAACGGGGACUUGGAUGAGGUGAAGGACUAUGUGGCCAAGGGAGAAGAUGUCAACCGGACACUGGAAGGUGGAAGGAAACCUCUUCAUUACGCGGCAGAUUGUGGGCAGCUUGAAAUCCUGGAAUUCCUGCUGCUGAAAGGAGCAGAUAUUAAUGCUCCAGAUAAACAUCAUAUCACCCCUCUUCUCUCUGCUGUCUAUGAAGGUCAUGUUUCCUGCGUGAAAUUGCUUCUGUCGAAGGGUGCUGAUAAGACUGUGAAAGGUCCAGAUGGACUAACUGCCUUUGAAGCCACUGACAACCAGGCAAUCAAAGCUCUGCUUCAGUGAUGGGCGGAUGGGCUGACAGCUCCGGAAGAAUGACUCUCCUGUGGCCUCACACUGCUGCCUGUCUGUCUGUCACUCUCUAUCUGCCAGCUUCUUCAGCUAAAUACUUUAAGAGGGAUUGGGGGGUGGGGGGGAGGAAUUCAUAACAAAUCAGACUACCAGGAAAAACAAUAUUUUGGAGGAGAGGAAAAAGUCACGAUCAGGCUUUUACUAGGACUCCUGAUCAAGUCAUCCUCUUCUCCAUUUCCAAAAAAAAAAAUAUAUAUAUAUAUACAGCAUAUACCCAAGGGAGAGUAAAGACAAAAUACACCGUAACAUUGGACCUUCUCAGCCCCCUAGCUAAUUUAUUAGAUUGUGUCAAGGGUCUGACUAUACAAAGGCCAACUAUCCAUAUUUGGUAGCCCUAACUGCGAGCAGUAGCGGCUGCUGCGAUGUAAACCUAGGGUGCUGAGAUAAGCAAUUAGCUCUAGCCUUCUGCCUUAAGGUGCACUCUUCGGGACUCCCCUGGUGUAGUUAAGAGCGCUGCCUGUGGUUGGUGACCAAAUCUUCCCUCGGUGACUUUCGGCUUCACGCGAAAGCUCGGUCCAGGUCAGGAGGGGCACACUCCUAAAUUGCUAGAUGACGGAACUUUGGAUUUCCUCUCCCCUUUCACAUGGAUUUCAUGUAUCUAUAGGUAAAACUGACUAGUUUUAUUUAUAAAAUCUUAAGUUUUGGAAGUCUCUAGGAGAAACCAUUCCAGUACGCCUCUUUUUUCCUCCUCUAGAUUCACACAUUUAUGUAACAUUGAAACACUUUUAAACUCGUGCUGGUCGUACAAGGGGAUGUAAAAGUAGAAUCAUAGCCAUACGCCUGUUAGUAUCAUAGAGAGAACAGCUGUCUGAGUACCUGUGAGCUUGCUUUCUGCACUUGCUGUUGGAGUGGAUCGGCCUCGGUUAUGUGUGGAGAACAGAGGGGCUCCGGGUGCCUCUCAGACCCUCUCGGAUGCUGAUUACUUUCCGCACCAACGCUCUCACUGGGCUGAGACUGACUGUUGGGACACAUUUGACCCCAUCUCUUCAAACACAUGCUUGUGACCAGGUUUCCCCGAGUUGUCGAUAAACUUCUGCUGAACAUUCACCAACCCACCUGCAUAGUAUACUUCUGUUUCUUUUCUGAAUCCUGUACUGCAUAAAGUGUGACACCUUCUGUGUCCUUAAAUACCUGCUUGAAGCAGUUCUUAGGACCUGCAGAAAAUAUUUAGACACAUUUUCAAAUGUUUAUUUCAUGAACCAUAUGACUAAUUAAAACCCUUAAAUUUUGCAGUUUUGCAUUUAAAAUACUAAGAUUCCUUUGGCACCCAUAUAAGCUGACUAAAAAUAUUAGGACUUUUCCUUAGCCAUGUCAUGCAAUAAUUGAAUGUACCUCAAAUUUUUAAAACAAGGGGAGGGUGGGUUCGGGACUUGUUUCAGAUUAUGGAUAAUAAAGAAUUAUGGAUGAUUUUUUUAAGGCAAUGUAGCAUUCGACAGCAGAGUUAAACUAUCAAAAACAGUCAUCCUGGCUGAUAACAAAUCUUAUAGAUCAGUUGCUGAUUGGUUGGCUGGGUGUGUGAGAAUGUGCGUGUGUGAAUGUGCGUGUGUGCGCGCGCGCGUGUGUGUGUUUCCCCGUGAACCCUUUUUUUAUCCUGUGGCUUUUUCACUUACAACUAGCCUAACCCUGUAAUUUUUCUGCAUCCAAGAAAACAAUCACAAAAUGGUGGCUUAAAUUCUUUGAUACAUUUGGCUAAUUCUGCUGCCUUACUGCGGCCUAUCAGUCAGACUAAAGUCAGUAACCAGUGCUUGAUUGCAUCGCUGAACGGAAACCUGGAGCCAGCCUCGUUGAAGAUGGAGGGCACUCUCUCAGUCCUUAACUGUCAGCGUAGUGACAGGGUGUUUUGAUAUCUUUGUUUUCACCUCUUGGCAUAUUGUGAUCUAAAAGGCUUGGGUUUUGCCUCCACACAGUUCUUACCUUUACAUCCUGAGUGUUCUGUUGCAGUUGGCUGUUGCAGAGAGUGCGCUGUCCUGUCAUUCCUAACCCUGGUCUGCUUUCCAGUCCCCCAGUACAGAGCCUCCUAACGUUUGUACAGUUUCCCCUGAUGUUCCCUGUGAUGCAGUAGAGGCUGCUUCGCCUUCUUCUUUCUCAGCCAUUUUGUAAACCCCAUAAUUAUGAAGAGGUUGCUUGAGAAAAUAGCAUAUAAACAUAGAAUAGACUGACCAAGAUGGUUUACAAUUUUUUUUAAGCUAGGUUAUUUAUAAUGUUAUUUCUGAACCACUUGGCAGAAGAAUUCACAACACUUAAUGUUCAUAUUUUGAGUACAGGAAGUUAAAACCAUGUCUGCUUUUUGGUACUACAUGCAUUAGUGAAAGGUUAAGUUUUUGGGUUUUUUUUCUCUCCACUGAAGUAAUAUUUAACAUCUCAGCAAAAGCCUUGCAUGUUCUGUAGUUUUGUAUCAAGUCGGUCAUUUCAUAUGCACUAUAGCAAUUAAAAACAGGUGUAUAAAAACACCUGAGCGUUUACUACACGAUUAGUAUACUAACAAAUUCCCCCUUGCAGCUUCAGACUGGUAUCUAUAGACUUGGAGUUUAAACACGGCACCAGAGUGUGGCCAAGUAGGCCUUCUACCCGCGGCUCACGGUCCAAACCCAGCGGGGCACGGAGGGGGGAGAGGUGGGUCAGCGUGUGGAAGCUGCAAGCAAGUAGCCCCUUUGUUCAUUGAUUUCUUUCUCCCAAAUAAUGGAGUUCAAAUCUGUAUGUACCUAUUUGAUUUUUUUUCCUUAAAACUUCCACGGAGCUGCUGUUUUCUUUCAUGCAAUAUCGUAUACUCGAUUGUGUAUAGAAGCUGGUGAGAGUGCCCUCCUACAUAAGCAAUUGCAGUGUUUUGCAUGCAAAAUUUUAAAAAUUUAAAUGGUCCUGAUUCUAUUUUGUAAAUGGAGAAACAAUCAUAUCUUUCUAAGCAGUAAUGGAGGAAGACUAGUGCUUUGUGCAUUUUGAUAUAUUUGAGUUCAUUUUUUCCACAAUGUAAUACUUUUGACACAAUUGGGUUUCUCAUUAUUCUAGUUCAUGUACAUCAGAAUGCUAAAUAAUACUGUGUUUAAGUUUUGUGUUGCAAGAACAAAUGGAAUAAACUUGAAUUGUG
Pteronotus mesoamericanus is the source of this 3768-nucleotide messenger RNA. It is a transcript of the gene MTPN, whose product is annotated as myotrophin. Lineage: Eukaryota; Metazoa; Chordata; Mammalia; Chiroptera; Mormoopidae. Gene Ontology annotation, cellular component: BRCA1-A complex; BRCA1-BARD1 complex. Gene Ontology annotation, biological process: protein K6-linked ubiquitination. Bases 264 to 620 code for a protein of 118 amino acids. Gene Ontology annotation, molecular function: protein binding; ubiquitin-protein transferase activity. The transcript is spliced from 4 exons. The record is from RefSeq and is a predicted model, not a curated record.